AUGUCCUCAAAGCACUUCUUCAAUGACCCCACGCAGCUGCUGGCAUCGUGCCUCCAGUCAGUGGCUAGAUGUAAUCCUUCCGUCGCGGCAGACGUGGAGGGUAAAACAAUCUAUCUGAAGAAGCGGCGGAACUCACAUGUGUCUGUCAUCGCAGGUGGAGGAAGCGGCCAUGAGCCUUCGUUCGUAGGGAUGGUAGGCCACGGAUUCCUGAGUGCAGCUGUGGUCGGAUCGAUCUUUGCCAGUCCCUCAGCAGACCAGGUUUACCGAUGCCUGAUGCAGAGGGUCAACCGGGACCAGGGCAUUCUGAUCAUUAUCAUGAAUUACACUGGCGACAAGCUGCACUUUGGUAUGGCGGUGGAGAAGGCUCGAGCCAACGGGGUCCGUACAGAACUCCUGGUGGUCUGCGACGAUGUCGGAGUUGGCCGGUCCAAGGCAGGCCGCAUCGGACGGCGAGGCCUGGCCGGGACGCUGCUGGUCCAGAAAGUUGCAGGUGCUGCAGCCGCAGCUGGGCGCAGCGCUUCUUUCGAAGAGGUCUACAAAACUGCGUCACUGGCUGCCGAGAAUGUUGCGACCGUAGGAGCCUCUCUGGCCCAUGUCCACAUUCCCGGGAGAGUGGUCGUUCCAGAUGAAAUGAAUACCAGUGACGACGUGGAGAUUGGCAUGGGAAUCCACAACGAGGAGGGCUUCGGCCGUGUGAAGACUUCCUUGCCCGAUCUCAUUGAAACCAUGUUGGUUCAGCUACUGGAUACCACUGAUCAAGAGCGCGCCUUCAUCGAUAUUCAACCAUCUGACCCCAUUGUGCUCCUGAUCAACAAUCUUGGUGGAUUGAGUGUUUUGGAACUGGGCGGCAUCACCAACGAAGUAUGCCUGCAGUUGCAAGGUCGUUUCAAUCUCAACGUCAAACGGGUGCUAUCGGGCACAUACAUGUCCAGUCUAAAUGGCAUGGGAUUCAGUAUCUCGCUUCUGAAGCUAUGCGACACUGGUCUUGGCCCGGGAAAGUCUAUGCUAGACCUCGUGGACGCCCCGGUGGAGGCAAACGGUUGGGGCCCUGUCAUUCAACCUGACACCUGGGAGGCGAAGUAUGAGAUAGAGGAAGGCCAACCAAAGGAGAUUAUGGGAGACACAAAAACGAUGGAUAUCAAACGCGCGGUGCAAAUCCUUCGUGCCGGCCUGAAUCGGCUCAUUGCCGCGGAACCGGAGGUGACGAGAUACGACACUUUGGUUGGCGAUGGUGACUGCGGCUUGUGUCUGAAGACGGGUGCAGAAGCGGUACUCCAGCAUCUUAACCAAGGCCAACUCUCCGAUGAUGCCGCGUUAUUCGUGACGGAUCUCGCACACGUGGUUGAAACCCAUAUGGACGGCACAUCUGGCGCGAUCUAUUCCAUCUUCCUCAACAGUCUGACCAAUAGUCUCCGAGAAGACGCUCAUCAUAUCACGGGCAAGGUAGACGUACACACAUGGGCUACGGCCUUACAAAGUGCCCUCCAAGCCUUGGGGAACUACACCCCAGCGAAGCCCGGCGACCGUACGCUCGUGGAUGCUCUGCAGCCUUUUGUCGAGGCGCUGGCUGCAAGCAAAGAUGUCGAGCAAGCUAUUAUAGCGUGCAGGAAAGGGUACGAGUCGACUAAGGGGAUGGAAGCUCAACUCGGCCGUUCGGUCUAUGUCGGUGGCACAGAUUGGCGGACAUGCCCGGAUCCUGGAGCGUUUGGACUCUAUGAAUUAUUGGCAGGGAUAUGUGGAGCUUUGUGA
Molecule: messenger RNA, 1749 nt
Organism: Penicillium arizonense
Lineage: Eukaryota; Fungi; Ascomycota; Eurotiomycetes; Eurotiales; Aspergillaceae
Exons: 6
Coding region: 1-1749 (582 amino acids)
Biological process (GO): glycerol catabolic process
Cellular component (GO): cytosol
Molecular function (GO): ATP binding; glycerone kinase activity
Source: RefSeq, a predicted model, not a curated record